AUGGAUUACGAGACGCUCAAGGAGCAAUGGAGCGAGGUCGAGGAUCGCGAUGGUGUCCGACUGAGUUGGAACGUUUUCCCCAGCUCCCGCAUGGAAGCUUCAAGGCUUGUUGUACCCAUCGGAGCGCUCUACACUCCCUUGAAGGAGAAGCCAGAUACUCCUCUCUUGCAUUUCGAGCCAGUGACUUGCAAGCAGCCAUGUCGUUCAGUGUUGAACCCAUUCUGCCAGGUCGAUGUUCGGGCGAGAGUUUGGAUCUGCCCUUUCUGUCUAUCAAGAAACCAGCUUCCCCCACACUAUAAAGACAUCACCGCGAACGCCAUCCCACCAGAACUACACCCCGCCAACACCACGAUAGAAUAUCGUUUGUCCCGACCUGCACCUGCACCGCCGAUCUUUCUAUAUGUUGUGGAUAUGUGCCAGGAGGCGGACAGCCUCGCUUCUUUGAAGGAAUCCCUUGUGAUGAGCCUGAGCUUGCUACCAGAGAACGCUCUCGUCGGUCUCAUCACUUAUGGCACAAUGGCACAUGUCCAUGAAAUUGGCUACGAGGAAUGCGCCAAGUCAUAUGUGUUCCGAGGCAGCAAGGAGUAUGCUGCCAAGCAAGUUCAAGAGAUGCUUGGAUUGUCAACCUCUGGUGUGCGACCAGGCAUGCAGCCGCAGCCUGGUCGACCUUUCCCCGCAGGCCCGGCAUCUCGCUUCCUUCUGCCAGUUCAGCAAGCUGAAUUUCAGCUGACGAAAGCCCUUGAAUCUCUUCAAAAAGACCCUUGGCCUGUUGCGAAUGACAGGCGUAACCUGCGGUGCACUGGUGUUGCCCUCAGCGUCGCUGUUGGAUUGCUGGAGUCGUCUUUCCAGAAUGCAGGCGGUCGCAUCAUGCUGUUCUCUGGUGGCCCCGCUACCGAAGGACCGGGCAUGGUCGUUGGCCCUGAAUUGAGAGAGCCGAUUCGAUCGCAUCACGACAUUGACCGUGACAACGUCAAAUACUAUAAGAAGGCAUUGAAGUUUUAUGAAAAUCUCGCCAAGAGGACCGCCCACAAUGGCCACAUCAUUGACAUCUUUGCUGGUUGUCUGGAUCAAGUCGGUCUUCUUGAAAUGAAGGGGCUCUGCAAUUCGACCGGUGGUCAUAUGAUUUUGACCGACAGCUUCACUUCUUCCAUGUUCAAGCAGUCGUUCGUGCGAAUUUUCGAAAAGGAUGGCGACGACAAUCUCCUUAUGGGUUUCAAUGCCGUAUUGGAAGUUCUGACUACCAAGGAACUGAAGGUCACUGGACUCAUUGGACACGCGGUUUCCCUCAACAAGAAGUCCAUCUCUGUAGGUGAGACUGAAUGUGGUAUAGGUAACACAUGUUCUUGGAAGAUGUGUGGCAUUGAUCCCAAAUCGAGUUACGGAGUGUACUUCGAAAUUGCCGGCCAAGGUCCUGCCACACAGCAACAAGCACCGCAAAAGGGGAUGAUGCAGUUCUUGACCUAUUAUCAACAUGCUUCUGGUCAGUUCCAUCUUCGUGUUACAACUGUCGCGCGAAACCUCAGCAGUCCUGCUGGGGACCCAGCACUUGCGCAGUCAUUCGAUCAGGAAGCUGCCGCUGUCCUCAUGUCGCGAAUUGCUGUGUUCAAGGCCGAGGUCGAUGACGGCCCUGACGUCUUGAGGUGGGUUGACAGAAUGUUGAUUCGUCUGUGCUCGCGAUUUGCGGACUACCGAAAGGAUGAUCCUUCAUCCUUCCGACUGGAGAAGAACUUCACUUUGUACCCUCAGUUCAUGUUCCAUCUCCGCCGCAGUCAGUUCCUUCAAGUCUUCAACAAUUCUCCUGAUGAGACGGCAUUCUAUCGACAUGUACUCAAUCAUGAGGAUGUCAGCAAUUCGCUUGUCAUGAUACAACCUACUCUAGACUCCUACACCUUUGACCAGGAUGGAGGACAGCCGGUUCUACUUGACUCUGCUUCCAUCCAGCCUACCCACAUCCUCCUUCUGGAUACUUUCUUCCAUAUCUUAAUCUUCCAUGGUGAAACAAUUGCCGAAUGGAGAAAGGCCGGUUACCAGGAUCAAGAAGGUUACGAGAACUUUGCUGGUUUGCUCGAACAGCCCAAAGAAGAUGCUCGCGACUUGAUUACUGACCGCUUCCCUCUUCCACGAUUCAUUGUUUGUGACGCGGGUGGCUCUCAGGCUCGUUUCCUGCUUUCUAAGCUUAACCCAUCUACCACACAUACCACUGGCCCCUACGGUGGUGUGGGAGCUACAACUGCCCAGACAAUCUUCACAGACGAUGUAUCCCUGCAGACUUUCAUGGAUCAUUUGAUGAAGCUUGCCGUCAGUGGUACCAACUAA
Fusarium sp. VM40 is the source of this 2316-nucleotide messenger RNA. Lineage: Eukaryota; Fungi; Ascomycota; Sordariomycetes; Hypocreales; Nectriaceae. The record is from the annotation of a GenBank genome assembly.